Sphaeramia orbicularis (orbiculate cardinalfish) is the source of this 2105-nucleotide messenger RNA. RefSeq names its product phospholipase D family member 4 (gene pld4). Gene Ontology annotation, molecular function: catalytic activity. The transcript is spliced from 11 exons. Lineage: Eukaryota; Metazoa; Chordata; Actinopteri; Kurtiformes; Apogonidae. Bases 123 to 1568 code for a protein of 481 amino acids. The record is from RefSeq and is a predicted model, not a curated record.
CAGAUAUCACUGUAGCUCAGUUUCAGGAGGCAGCUGCAUGAGAACACAAGUUUGUUUUGAGCUCUUCAGUGGAAAACACAUCAGCAUCUUCAUCUCUGUACUUGUGGAGCUCUAAAUGGAACAUGUCCUCAGGGUAUGAAAGGCUUCAUGACAAUUAUGUCUCUAACAAAGGGAGGUCGACCAGCUGUGUGACAUUAGCUGUAGUUUUGGCCUGUCUCAUUGUUCUGGGGGUCAUACUUGCCGUUGCUGUACUGGAAAGACCCCCUCCCCCUGAAGAUAAUGAUACGCUUCCCCGAGACCCUGGUUGGAGCAAUUUCUCCCAGUGCAGUAUGGCUCUUGUGGAGAGUAUACCUCUGGAUAUGACAUACAAAGCUAAUGCAACAUUUGGGAUCCCAUUGGAACAAGCAUGGAAGGAGCUUAUCUCUAUGGCAACAGAUCAACUGGAUGUGGCCUCAUUCUACUGGACGUUAACUGGAGAAGACAUCAACGUCAACUCUUCUUCUGACAUACCUGGAAGAGAAAUCCUGGAGCAGCUUGAAGCGUUGCCCUCUAAGAACGUAUCUGUCCGACUGGUGACGAGUCUACCCACAGUUAGAACAAACUCCACAGAUUUUAAGAUCCUGAAAGAGAAAGGAGUUCAUGUGAGGAGAGUAAACUUUGGGCGUCUCACAGGCGGCGUCCUCCACAGUAAGUUCUGGAUUGUUGACAGGAAACAUGUGUUUAUCGGAAGCGCCAACAUGGACUGGAGGGCUCUCACACAGGUGAAAGAAGUGGGAGUUGUUAUCUACAACUGCUCCAGUGUGGCUGAAGACCUGCGAAAGAUCUUCCACUCCUACUGGGAGAUGGGUCUUCCCAACAGCUCCCUUCCACAGCCUUGGCCUUCACAGUAUGAAACGAAGAUCAACAAACAGCACCCCCUACUGGUGAAAGCAGAUAACAUCUCCACUCAACUUUAUCUGGCUGCGUCUCCACCAAUGUUCUGUCCUUCAUCGAGGACUCAGGACCUGGAGGCCCUUGUCUCUGCCAUCUCAGAGGCUCAGCAUUUUGUUGAUGUGGCCGUCAUGGAUUAUUUCCCCAGCACGCGCUUUGAGAGGCAUCAGAAAUACUGGCCUGUUAUUGAUGAUGCCAUCAGAGCUGCUGCAUUUGACAGAAAGGUUAGGAUUCGGAUGCUGAUCAGCUGUGGGAGGGACUCGGAUCCCUCCAUGCUGCCUUUCCUUCAGUCUCUAGCCUCGAUGGACAGCCCCCACCAACACAUCAGCAUCAAAAUAAAACUGUUCACUGUGCCUGUAGGAAACCACUCUGAUAUCCCAUAUUCCAGAGUCAACCACAAUAAAUACAUGCUGACUGAUAAAGUAGCCUACAUUGGUAAUUCCAACUGGUCAGGUGACUACUUUGUGAACACAGCUGGAGUGAGUGUGGUGAUUUCCCAGCAUGCUCCUCACCCUAUAUGGAAGGCCGAGGCCCUGCAGGCCCAGCUCCAUGCCAUCUUUGAGCGAGACUGGAAUUCUAAGUUUGCAGUGCACCUUGAUGACCUGAGACCCGAUCCAGAUUGUGCACUCUCAAGAUGACAAAGUUUACACUAAUGCAUUUUAAUAUUUAGGCCACGGACAAGAUGUUGUAGUUGUUCUAGUUGUUUUUAUGUUGUCUUUAUCAAGUUCAGCAAAUUUUACAGGUUUUUGUUCAUUUGUCCAAGUAUGUAGCCUAAAAGGGAAGAAAAAGGAAACAAUUUUAAAAAGUAAUAUUCUUUUACAUCACUUACAUAACUAUGUGCUGGAAGGAGGAUUGUUGAUUUGUUGAAUAUUGUAUCAGAUGAAAAAUGCUUGUUAGGUUUACUGCAUUUCAUUGACUGAAUAUCCUGUGUUCUCUUGUGUUUAUACAGUAUAAUUAUGUGUCAACUCCAAACAGAGGAAUGUUCUGAAUGUAAUUAAUGCAAUAUCCAUAAAGGGUUACAUUUCAUAGGCUUGGUGCUCAUAAUAAUUCUUUGCAUAUAUUUUGCUUGUAUAGCCGGAAAAGCACAGGUCUUGUUAAUUAGAUUAAUCAUAGUUCUGUUUUUAUUUAAGUGUGUCAGCAAACUAUUUGUAAAAAAAAAAAAAAAAAAAAGCCAU